AUGAGCAUCAACAGUGGCGAAGAUUUAGCAGCAGCAGCUUCUAUUGCAGAAGUCAGACUGCGAUUGGAAGCCCAACAGAUGAGACAGAAGCCCGCGUCCUCAUAUACGCGCGGCACGAGAGACAUAACAGAAUUUUUCAUUGCAACAUCGAAGCAGCUCAAGUCCGGCGAGCUUAUAAAGGAUGAGUACUUUACUCUUUUCGAGGCCGUCGGAGCCCUGGAGAUCAUGGACCCCAAAAUGGACAGUGGUUGUAUACCCGAGGGGGACUCUUUUGAGCCCGAAUUUGAUGUAUGUGGCGAACUGGAUGCUAGCCAGGUACUCUGGAUCAUGGACGAGAUCUUUCAGCUAGAGAUGAAUCUGCACAACGGCUAUCCUCUGUCUCAGAACCUUUUCACAUCGCUGCACAUCUUUCGACUCAUUUCCUACGACAAUGAGUACCCUUACCACUUUGGUUACGACCAGCGUCAGUCUACGGAAAACCACCUUGUCCACACCGUGCUUAGAGCGUACUGCAUUGGUGUCCUGAAAUGCUGCCAGCUUGCUCUGCAGCUUAUCCAAGACCACACAUUUUACGAGGAAGAGGACUUUGUAACGUAUCUAUUUGGCCGAGAAUUGCUACCGAAGAUGGACUGUAAAGAAUCUCGACAGCUCCUCUGCACAGCAGUGGAAUGGUUGGAAAACGCAGAGCUCGAUUCACAAAUAAAGGACGCGCUCAGGAUCCGACUGGCCUUGCGGCACAUUAUGAUUGAAGCAUUCGAAGGGGAAGACGAAUGGUGGCCAUCGCUGAAACUCGAAAUCGAACGGAUAAGAAAGGAUCACUCACUGGCGAGCGCAGUCCAGGAAGCAUUCUCCGAGAAGGUUCAGCGUCAGCUUGCCACCAGCACACCACCCAGACCCAUGCCACAAGUGCAGUGGGAAGAAUCGGUCAAAAAGUGGCUACAAUUAUGCGACGAUGUGGUUGCUGCUCGCAGUCUCACCUCCCUUAGGACCGCCCAGAGUCCGCAUUGCUUGCAGCGGGCGACUUGGGCGUUUGCUUAUCGAGACCCAUUGCCCAACACUUUCGCACGAGCAAAGAUGCAGGAGAUCUUGACGUCAGACGAGAACGUCGCGGGAGAAGUCUCACAUUUCGAUCUGAUGCUCACAGACAUCCGGGACAUGGUCCUUUGCGGAGAUCCUGUGGCCGAUCCGGCGGCGUUCUCGAUCGAGGUACCCACCGAUGUCAGACAUCAGACAUCGCGGAUCAUCGAAAGCUUCAUGUCUGGGAUGUUUACAGAGUAUUUGAACAUCUACCGCAUGGUCUGUCAGAAUCGAUGCCGCAUGCGCCGCACAUUCACACAGGCAAUUCCUCUGCUCGAUGAGUUUGAGACCGCGGCACGAGCGGCGGAUGAGGAUCUCAACAACAUAGUCGCCCCGAGACGGUUCUUGGAUGAAGCGGGGAAGGCUUGCACGCACUCCCCACUGGCAGCAUGGGUACGGUAUCACAAGCUACAGAUCUUGGAAUGGACGAUUCAGCUCGGCUUCGAGACCGAUCUCUACCUUCCACGCGAGAUCUGUAACAUGUAUAUCUUGCUUGAAGCGAACGCCGAGGCGAGAGGCUCUCAUUUGCAGGCCUUGGAGCAAGUUGUCGAGGCGCGCAGUCGGGGCCUGAUUUCGUUGACAUCGGGCCCCGAUAGCAAUCCGUCCGCCGCCAACAGCGAUAUCCUUUACAUUGAGUCUUGUCAGGCGUGGAUCGGAAGUUUACGCCGCAGAACAAUGGCCACUCGCUUGUUGUCCCUUUCUCUCGCAUCACUAUACGCCAUGCUUGAGCAUUAUGAAAUCAUCGACACCAAAGCAAAGCCCUACGAAGAUGCCCAAUUGCGGUACGAAGCACGCAUGAAGCCCUUCUUAGGCAUGGUGAACGACGGUGCGCCCGGACUUGACUACUUCACCCAGAUGAAGACACAGAUGAUCUCCGGUCUCGUGAGCACUGGUCAAAAGCCCUCGCUACCAUCAACGAUGGAUGCUAUUACCAAGAUGAUCAAGGAGACAAAGGAUCAAUUAACGGCACUCAAGCAGACGUCCCCAGCAGAGGGUAAGUACCUCGGCACGGAAGAGCAGUGGAAAAGGGAAAUGAAGAGCCUGGAAACAGUGUGUGUGGCAAUUACUGUGACGGUGUCACAGCUCUCCCGCAUCUGGAGAAACCGCGGCAAGAGUGCGCUCAAAGACUUGAUCGAGGUCAACUUUCCAGCGCCUGGUAAGCGAUAUCACGAGUGGUGGGUGAUUCCUCCAAUUAAAGAGAGAGCGCAGUAA
Molecule: messenger RNA, 2289 nt
Organism: Ramularia collo-cygni
Lineage: Eukaryota; Fungi; Ascomycota; Dothideomycetes; Mycosphaerellales; Mycosphaerellaceae
Exons: 2
Coding region: 1-2289 (762 amino acids)
Biological process (GO): N-terminal peptidyl-methionine acetylation
Cellular component (GO): NatC complex
Source: RefSeq, a predicted model, not a curated record